This is a messenger RNA of Cydia amplana, 1929 nucleotides long. RefSeq names its product guanylate cyclase soluble subunit beta-1 (gene Gycbeta100B). Gene Ontology annotation, biological process: response to oxygen levels; cGMP biosynthetic process. Gene Ontology annotation, cellular component: guanylate cyclase complex, soluble. The transcript has 14 exons. The coding region runs from base 1 to 1929 and encodes 642 amino acids. NCBI's taxonomy places the organism in Eukaryota, Metazoa, Arthropoda, Insecta, Lepidoptera, Tortricidae. The record is from RefSeq and is a predicted model, not a curated record. Gene Ontology annotation, molecular function: guanylate cyclase activity; heme binding.
AUGUCUCGACGACCCAGAACAGAUAAGCCUGGCGAAGAAUGUCGAGGAGAGCCGGCCCCAAAUGAUGUCCAAUAUAAUAAUGGCUUCAGGAUGUUGUUGGGGCUGUCCCGUUUCUGCAGCGCAUCAGAGUACGGGUUCGUGAACUAUGCUCUCGAGCUGCUCGUGAUGAAGACUUUUGGACAGACGACGUGGGAGGAAAUCAAAAGAAAAGCCGAUGUCGCGAUGGAAGGCAGUUUCCUGGUGCGGCAGAUAUACGACGAUGAGAUCACGUACAACCUCAUCACGGCUGCCGUCGAGAUACUGCAAAUACCAGCAGACGCUAUAUUGGAAUUAUUUGGCAAGACUUUCUUCGAGUUCUGCCAAGAUUCUGGAUAUGAUAAAAUCUUGCAAGUGUUGGGCGCCACACCUCGCGACUUUUUACAGAAUCUAGACGCGUUGCAUGAUCACCUCGGAACCCUGUACCCUGGCAUGCGGUCACCAUCCUUCCGAUGCACGGAGAGACCAGAGGACGGGGCGUUGGUCCUACAUUACUAUUCAGAUAGACCUGGGUUGGAGCAUAUUGUUAUUGGAAUUGUGAAGACAGUAGCCAGCAAGCUUCACAAUACAGAAGUUAAGGUGGAAGUCUUAAAAACCAAAGAGGAAUGUGACCAUGUUCAAUUUCUCAUCACUGAGACUUCUAAUAAUGGACGUGUAUCCGCCCCUGAGAUUGCAGAGUUUGAAACUUUAUCACUUGAGCCAAAAGUCAGUCCAUCUACGUUCUGCCGGGUGUUCCCAUUCCACCUAAUGUUUGACCGGGAGCUGAACAUCGUGCAAGCCGGACGUACUGUGUCCCGUCUCCUGCCGAGAGUCACCAGGCCUGGUUGCAAAAUUAGUGAUGUAUUGGACACGGUGCGACCACAUUUGGAAAUGAAAUUCGAGAACAUUUUGGCACACAUCAAUACUGUAUAUGUGCUGAAGACGAAGCCAGAAGAAAUGAACAUUACUGAUCCACAUGAGGGAAUUGCUCCUCUUCGUCUCAAGGGACAAAUGUUGUACAUCCCAGAAACAGAUGUGGUCGUCUUCCAAUGCUACCCCAGUGUCACUAACCUUGAUGACUUGACCCGCCUUGGCCUCUGCAUCGCCGACAUUCCUCUCCACGACGCCACUCGCGACCUGGUGCUCAUGUCAGAGCAGUUCGAGGCAGACUACAAGCUCACCCAGAACUUGGAGGUGCUCACCGACAAACUGCAGCAGACCUUCAGGGAGCUGGACUCGGAGAAGCAGAAGACUGACAGACUCCUGUACUCGGUACUGCCUCGAAGCGUGGCCACGGAGCUCCGCCACCGGCGUCCCGUGCCAGCGCGCCGCUACGACCCAGUAACUCUCCUGUUUAGUGGCGUCGUCGGCUUCGCUAACUACUGCGCCAGGAAUACUGACCAUAAGGGUGCCAUGAAGAUCGUGAGGAUGCUCAACGAUCUGUACACCACGUUCGACGUUCUUACUGAUCAGCAGAGGAACCCUAACGUUUAUAAGGUGGAAACGGUGGGAGACAAGUAUAUGGCAGUUUCUGGACUUCCGGAAUACGAGGAGGCUCAUGCUAAGCACAUCUCGCUUCUUGCUCUUGAAAUGAUGGACAACUCCAAGGAGAUCACUGUAGAUGGAGAACCUGUUGGCAUCACUAUCGGUAUUCACUCCGGCGAGGUGGUGACUGGCGUCAUUGGCCACCGCAUGCCGCGCUACUGCCUCUUCGGGAACACCGUCAACCUCACCAGUCGCUGCGAGACCACGGGCGUUCCAGGCACUAUUAAUGUCAGCGAGGAUACUUACAGCUACCUGAUGCGUGAAGACAACUACGAUGAAUCAUUCAAACUGACCUAUCGCGGCCACGUCUCCAUGAAGGGGAAGGCUGAGCCUAUGCAGACUUGGUUCCUUGAGAGGAAGACAGUCUAA